AUGGCCUGCAAAUGGAUAGGCCCAGGCUGGUUCAUCCCGAUCAUAACGCUGUGCUUUGGCAUUGCUUCCAUCGGCACAGCGUUUGUCCACAACAUCCACACCAUCUCAGUCGUACGAUUCAUACUGGGAAUAUUCGAGGCCGGUAUGCUGCCCGGAAUCGCGUAUUACAUGUCUAGGUUCUACCGCCGGUCCGAACUUGCCUUCCGUUUAUCGCUCUACAUCGUGAUGGCGCCCCUUGCAGGUGCUUUCGGAGGGCUACUUGCCUCGGCGAUCCUCACUCUCGACUCUUUCGGUAGCCUCAAGCGCUGGAGGAUGAUCUUCGCUAUCGAGGGCAUCAUUACGUGCAUUCUCGCGAUAAUCUCGUUUUUCACCCUUACCGACCGCCCGGAGACAGCCCGUUGGCUCAAUCAAGAGGAAAAGGAUCUUGCGGUCGCUCGCGUCAAGUCAGAACGUGUUGGGCAGAGCGAAGUUGUUGAUAAGUUCAACAAGAAGAAGACGGUCCGCGGCAUUCUCAACCCUGUCAUUUUGGCCACUUCUUUUAUCUUCCUUUUGGACAACAUCACUGUCCAAGGUCUUGCUUUCUUCACACCGACGAUCGUCCGUACUAUCUAUCCCAAGAACACUGUCGUCUCCCAACAACUCCACACCGUGCCGCCAUACAUCGUUGGAGCUUUCUUCACAGUCCUCCUUCCGUUCAUCAGCUGGCGCAUAGACAGACGCACAAUUUUGUUCAUCAUAAGCGCUCCGCUAAUGAUGAUCGGGUACAUAAUGUUCCUUGCGAGCCACAACCCUCAAGUCCGCUAUGGCGCAACCUUCAUUAUAGCAUCCGGCGCCUUCUCCUUCGGUGCACUAUGUAACGCUCACGCAUCCGCCAACGUCGUUACGGAUACAGCACGCGCAUCUGCCAUCGGCACAGUUGUCAUGUUCGGAAACGUUGGUGGGCUGAUCUCAACGUGGAGCUUCUUGCCAUUCGACGCUCCAAACUUCAAGAUUGGCAAUGGAUUGAAUCUGGCGACUAGCAGCACGAUUCUAAUAUCGAGUAUUGUUCUACUGCUCUGGAUGAAGAGGAGCAAUAAGAAGAGAGAGACUGUCGAUGUGGAUCAGGAAUUGGCUGGCAAGUCAACAGACCUGCGCAAGUCUGCUGUCUUAUGCCAAGGACUCCACGAUGUAUGUCCUCUUGGACUUAGCAUUACAUGCAAAGAUACAAAAUGA
Parastagonospora nodorum SN15 is the source of this 1212-nucleotide messenger RNA. RefSeq lists its product as hypothetical. Lineage: Eukaryota; Fungi; Ascomycota; Dothideomycetes; Pleosporales; Phaeosphaeriaceae. Bases 1 to 1212 code for a protein of 403 amino acids. The record is from RefSeq and is a predicted model, not a curated record. The transcript has 4 exons. Gene Ontology annotation, cellular component: membrane. Gene Ontology annotation, biological process: transmembrane transport. Gene Ontology annotation, molecular function: transmembrane transporter activity.